AUAAAUGACUACCAAACAACGUUGGGCACUUGGGCUGCGUUCUGCAGCAAGCCGACAGAGAAAAGCACAUUGAAUUUUCUUUUCUCUGUUAAACAAAAUCUUAUACUUCAUAUAGUGGAAUCGGAAAACUUUUCCAAAUCAGUACGUUUUAGUCAAUAUGCCACCUGCCGUGGAAACAGUGCCAGUCGCUGGUGAAACUAACGUGUCUGAAAAUUCCUCCUCGAAGCCGACUGUCGGCAUCAUCUAUCCACCUCCAGAAGUCAGAAAUAUUGUGGACAAGACUGCCAGUUUUGUAGCUAGAAAUGGAUUGGAGUUUGAAGCUCGUAUCAGGAAAAACGAGCAGAACAAUCCCAAGUUCAACUUUCUCAACACUGGUGAUCCUUACCAUGCAUACUACCAGUAUAAAGUCAAGGACAUUAGAGAAGGAAAACUUGCUGAAGCACAACCGGUAACAACACCAGCAGCGCCAGCCCCAGCUCCAGCAGGGAAACCCCCACCAUCAGCACCCACAUCAGCUCCAGCUUCACUGGCACAACAACAGAAACAGCAAGAAAUUUUGAAGCAAUUCCAACAAGAAGCUCCUGUAAUCCCGAAAGAACCACCACCAGAGUUUGAAUUCAUAGUUGAUCCUCCGUCAAUCUCAGCUAUGGAGUUAGAUAUUGUGAAACUCACUGCCCAGUUUGUAGCCAGAAAUGGUCGUCAGUUUCUCACCAGCCUGAUGAACCGCGAGGCUAGAAAUUACCAGUUUGACUUUUUACGUCCUCAGCACUCGCUUUUCCAGUAUUUUACUCGUUUGCUAGAGCAAUAUACUAAGGUUCUUAUUCCACCGAAAGAUUUGAUGACUCGUUUGAACGAGGGUUGCACCAACCCAAGUGUAGUCUUACAAGAAGUCAAACGACGUGCUGACUGGCAGCGUCAUCAAGAGGCUCAAAAACGCCGUGAAGAAGAAGAAGCUGAAAGAGAGCGCGUCUCGUACGCACAAAUUGAUUGGCACGACUUUGUUGUCGUCGAAUCGGUAGACUAUCAACCCUUUGAAAUCGGCAAUUUCCCUCCACCGACAACACCAGAAGAGGUCGGCGCCCGCAUUCUUCUUCAAGAACGUUACGAAGAAGGACAAGAUGUUGAAAUGCAACUGGAAAGCGAUGAAGAAGACGACGAAGAAGAUGAUUCGGAUGGAGAACAGGCAAAGCCACCACCUCCGCCAGGCGCACCACCUUCUCUAUCGUUCAAGGGAGACGGGCAGCAGCCACCACCAGUGGCCCCGUCAGCCGAUAACGUCAUUGUACGUAAAGAUUAUAACCCCAAGGCAGUCGCCAAACCACAAGCCCGCCCGCCUGCUCCUGACGAGUACCUUAUCUCGCCCAUUACCGGCGAACGUAUUCCGGCCAGCCAAGUGGCUGAGCACAUGCGUAUCGGUUUGCUGGAUCCCCGCUGGUUGGAGCAGCGCGAUCGACAAAUGCAGGAGAAGAUGACUCAAGAGUCCGUCUACGCCCCCGGCUCGGCUAUCGAGAACAGCCUGCGCGCUUUAGCUGAACGCCGUACGGAUAUUUUCGGUGUUGGUGACGAAGAAACGGCCAUCGGUAAAAAGAUUGGCGAAGAAGAACGUCGCAAAGAGGAAACUGCUAAAUGGGAAGGACAAACCCCUGCGCCGCCAACAGCCACUGGAGAGGGAGGAUCAACAUUUCAAUCACGACCAGGCCCUCCUGCUGGUUUGGUUACGAUACAAGAACAGAUUGCCCAGAUCCACAAGAACAAGGCACUGAUGAGCGGCAUGAGCGAGGACGAUGACGGACUCGGAUCUAACGGCGUCGUAGCCGCAGCUCCUCCCAAACCUCCUCAACAGUUGAUGAGCAUUCCACCACGACCGCCCGUCAUGUUGGCCGCCCCACAACCUCCCCCUAUGAUGAUGAUGUCCAUGCCUCAAAUGCCCAUGGCGAUGGUCCCUCAGACACCUUUCCUUCCGAUGCCGCAGUCCAUGGGCAUGAUGCAAGGACAGGGUGUUCGAGAUGUCAUGGAAGAGGAGCCUCCAUCGAAACGUCAACGCAACGAAGACCAACUGAUGCCCGAAGAAGCCUUUUUGGUCCGAUACCCCGGUCUUUUGCACUUCCACAUUGGCGCUCCGGUUUACGCCGAGAAACCCGAAUGGCGAUUGCAGGGUCAGCAACUCAGCUUCUCUCUGUUGCCCACCGAGCCCAUCUCUGUUGUCAAACAAAAGAUCAGCGAAGCGACAGGCAUGCCUCCAGCCAAGCAGAAACUCUUUUGGGAGGGACUCUACUUCAAGGACAAUCAUUCGCUGGCCUUUUACAACGUUACCCCUGACGCUGUUGUCCAGCUUCAGGUGAAGGAAAGAGGCGGCCGCAAAAAGUAAAACUUUUUGGAAAACCCUAAACCUUCAUGAAACUUCAUUUACAUCAGGAACGUACCUUGGGGAAAAAUUGCGUAAUCGGAAAGAAUUUUUACAACCAUUUUGUUUCUCAUCUGCGAUGUCAACGAUUCCUUCCUGGUCUCAGAAGUGGAAAUAUAUUCAUUCUCUUUCUACCCCC
Daphnia carinata is the source of this 2543-nucleotide messenger RNA. RefSeq names its product splicing factor 3A subunit 1-like (gene Sf3a1). Gene Ontology annotation, cellular component: U2-type prespliceosome; U2 snRNP; catalytic step 2 spliceosome. Gene Ontology annotation, molecular function: protein binding; RNA binding. The record is from RefSeq and is a predicted model, not a curated record. Lineage: Eukaryota; Metazoa; Arthropoda; Branchiopoda; Diplostraca; Daphniidae. The transcript is spliced from 4 exons. Gene Ontology annotation, biological process: mRNA cis splicing, via spliceosome; regulation of alternative mRNA splicing, via spliceosome. Bases 158 to 2368 code for a protein of 736 amino acids.